Molecule: messenger RNA, 680 nt
Organism: Leucoraja erinaceus (little skate)
Lineage: Eukaryota; Metazoa; Chordata; Chondrichthyes; Rajiformes; Rajidae
Gene: vamp8
Product: vesicle-associated membrane protein 8 (endobrevin)
Exons: 3
Coding region: 145-456 (103 amino acids)
Biological process (GO): vesicle fusion; vesicle-mediated transport; SNARE complex assembly
Cellular component (GO): plasma membrane; SNARE complex
Molecular function (GO): syntaxin binding; SNAP receptor activity
Source: RefSeq, a predicted model, not a curated record
GAAGGAAGCAGGAAGUUAUGUGAGAAAUGAUGACAUUUAAGUAGCAGGAAGUCCCCUGGAAAGUUUGUCGGAGUUACUUGGAGAUUAAGUACAUGACUGUCCUGGGCUGAAAGUUUACAAAGGACUGAUAUUGCAGUGGGAAUCAUGGCAGCAGCCACAGCGGACAACCGGAUAAGCGAUGGCCGUGUACGCAGCCUCCAGAGUGACGUGGAAGGGGUGAAGACCAUCAUGUCCGAGAAUGUUGACCGGAUACUGGCACGUGGUGAGAAGCUGGAUGACCUUAUGAACAAGACUGAGGACCUGCAAGCCAGUUCUGAACACUUCAAGACCACGUCACAGAAAGUGGCACGGAAAUACUGGUGGAAAAAUACCAAGAUGAUCAUUAUCCUGGUUGUCAUUGUAGUUAUUAUACUGACCUUGAUCAUUCUCUUUGCCACACAUGUCAUCCCGUCCUAACCAUUGACGUUUCUCAGCUCAUUGUUUCUGGGCUAUAAUAUCAUCAGUUUAUUUCUUCCAGUUACCAACCUAUUGUCAAUGAUGUAGAUGUUUCCCCGUUCAUUUUGAUCUGUAUAUUUUCAGGAUAGAUUCAGCUGUGCACAGAUAUCAAUUCCUUUGUAAAAACUUCCUAAUGUUAAAGUUGACAAUAAAGUAUUAGAAAAAACACACAAAAAAUAGCAAAA